ACCAGCCGGAUAACCGAGAGUUUAAUUUUAUACACCGCGGCCGUCGUAGGACCGAAAGUUGAAGCCAUUUAUUUUAUUUAUGUUCGUUUUGUCCAUAGCUUUUUAGAAAAGCUUCGGAUAGGAUUGUGAGGAAGCUAUCAGCGGAGAAAGUGCAUAAUAAAAAACGAAGAUGGCCAGCGUAAGACUGAUCGGUGCGGCAAUGCAGCGAAAUGUGACCUUUGGACAGGCGCUUCGACUGAAGGCACUUCAAUCGCAAAUGGCCAUGCGGUAUCUGGCCACGGCAGCGCCGGCCGGCAAGCACAUGAAGACACGCAUGGUGGACAAUGUGAUGGUGAUCACGCUGGACUCGCCCGGUGUCAAAGUGAACUCGCUAAAUGCCGAGGUACAGUCCGAGUUCGAUGCCGUCCUGCGCGAGGUGGAAACAAACCCGGCCGUCAGCUCGGCGGUGCUGAUCUCUGGCAAGCCGGGCUGCUUCGUAGCCGGUGCCGACAUUACCAUGCUCGAGCAGUGCAAAACGGUCGAGGCGGCAACGAAGGUGUCACACGAGGGCCAGAUUCAGUUCAGCAAGCUGGAGAAAUCCCGCAAACCUGUGGUGGCCGCCAUCAACGGCGUUUGCUUGGGUGGAGGGCUAGAGUUGGCCCUUGCCUGUCACUACCGAGUAGCGCUUAAGGAUAAGAAAACGGUCGUAGGAUUGCCCGAAGUGAUGCUGGGUUUGUUGCCCGGUGCUGGCGGCACUCAGCGACUGCCAAAACUGACCUCCAUCCCAACCGCAUUGGACCUCGCCCUUACCGGCAAGUCGGUAAAGGCCGACAAGGCGAAGAAGCUGGGAAUCGUGGACAUGCUGGUGAACCCACUAGGUCCCGGACUGAAGCCAGCCGAUCAAAACACACUCGAGUACCUGGAAAAAGUGGCGAUUCAAGUCGCGAAGGAUCUUGCCUCGGAGAAGCUGAAGGUAAACCGCCAAAAGACUGGCUUGGUGGCCAAGGUGACCGACUUUGCGUUCGGCAUCGAAUGGGUCAAGAACAAAGUGUUCGAGAAGGCACGCGAACAGGUGAUGAAGAUGUCCGGCGGUCUGUACCCGGCUCCGCUCAAGAUUCUGGACGUGAUCCGCGUCGGUGUGGACAAGGGACAGGAAGCCGGGUACGAGGCGGAGCGUAAAGGAUUUGGCGAACUGUCACAAACGCCCCAGUCGAAGGGUCUGAUCGGCCUGUUCCGUGGCCAAACCGAGUGCAAAAAGAAUCGCUUCGGCAAGCCGGCGAACCCACCGAAAACGAUUGGCGUGCUGGGAGCGGGUCUGAUGGGUGCCGGUAUCGUGCAGGUCAGCAUCGACAAGGGAUAUCAGGUGAUAAUGAAGGACACGACGGAGGCGGGACUGGGUCGCGGUAUCGGCCAGGUCCAGAACGGUCUGCAGGGUGCGAUCAAGCGCAAGCGCAUCAGUGCGAUCGAACGCGAUCAGAUCCUGUCGAACCUUACCUCCACGCUGAGCUACGAACCGUUCCGCCAGACCGAUAUCGUGAUUGAGGCCGUGUUCGAGAACAUCGACAUUAAGCACCGCGUCAUCAAGGAGCUGGAGCAGGUGGUGCCGAAGCACUGCAUCAUCGCCACGAACACGUCCGCUAUUCCGAUCACGAAGAUCGCUGCCGGCAGUUCUCGACCGGAGAACGUCGUCGGCAUGCACUACUUCUCCCCCGUUGACAAGAUGCAACUGUUGGAGAUUAUUACGCAUCCGGGCACGUCCAAGGAGACGGCGGCGGCUGCCGUCGAGGUGGGCCUGCGACAGGGCAAAGUGGUCAUCACCGUGGGUGACGGACCCGGUUUCUACACGACCCGCAUCCUCUCGACCAUGCUGUCAGAGGCAAUCAGACUGCUGCAGGAGGGUGUCGAUCCGAAGGAUCUCGACAAGAUGACCAAGACGUUCGGAUUCCCGGUCGGUGCGGCCACGCUAGCGGACGAGGUCGGUAUCGAUGUGGGAGCGCACAUAGCCGUCGAUCUGGCGAAGGCGUUCGGCGACCGGUUCUCCGGUGGCAAUCUGGGCGUUAUGGAGGACCUGGUUAAGGCCGGCUUCAUGGGACGCAAGUCGGGCAAGGGUGUGUUCGUGUACUCGGGCGGUCGCAGCAAGAACCGUGAGGUGAACCAGGACGCUCUCGCCAUCAUGAAGCAGAAGUACGCCCUGCAGUCGCGCGGUGCUAACAGCGUGGAGGACAUGCAGCUGCGCAUGGUUUCGCGCUUUGUGAACGAAGCCGUUCUCUGCCUGGAGGAGAAAAUCCUGGACAGCCCUCUGGAGGGAGAUGUUGGUGCCGUGUUCGGUCUGGGCUUCCCGCCAUUCACCGGUGGACCGUUCCGCUGGGUGGACCAGUACGGUGCGGAACGUCUCGUCAGCAAGAUGCGCUCGUACGCCGAUCUGUACGGUGCUCCGUUCGUACCGGCCCAAACCCUGCUCGACAUGGCCAAGGACUCGAGCAAGAAGUUCUACCCGAGCAAGUAAGAAGACAAUCGCUAGCUAGGAAAGUUUAUCGUCGUUAUCGUGUAUCAUCAGUGACCAACAUCAUCGAUCAUCCCUCCCCUAUUCGUGUAUCGGACCUGUUAGCUCUUAAGUACGUAAGAAAGAAAGCAUUAUGUUCUUGUAUAAGUCUAGUGUUCCAAUUUUCUGGAUCACGGAUCGUGUUAAUAACGUCCCCGGGCUCGAUGCUGAUAUGACAUACUGUAUCGCACUCGCGUCUCUUGUGUAGCAUAAAAAGGAUAAAUGUUAGAGCUCUAUCUUUUGUUUGGUUUGCUUUCUGUUACUGCAUUUUAUAAAUAAAAGUUAUUAUUUACAACACA
This is a messenger RNA of Anopheles merus, 2820 nucleotides long. RefSeq names its product trifunctional enzyme subunit alpha, mitochondrial (gene Mtpalpha). Gene Ontology annotation, biological process: fatty acid beta-oxidation. The transcript is spliced from 4 exons. The coding region runs from base 170 to 2485 and encodes 771 amino acids. Lineage: Eukaryota; Metazoa; Arthropoda; Insecta; Diptera; Culicidae. Gene Ontology annotation, cellular component: mitochondrion; mitochondrial fatty acid beta-oxidation multienzyme complex. Gene Ontology annotation, molecular function: enoyl-CoA hydratase activity; long-chain (3S)-3-hydroxyacyl-CoA dehydrogenase (NAD+) activity; NAD+ binding. The record is from RefSeq and is a predicted model, not a curated record.